AUGGCUUUGAUUCCUAAGACCCAUAGCCUCAGUGAUGACCCAGACAUAGUUUUAUGUGGUCACAAAUGUGAUUUGCAAGAAAAAAGACUGGUAAAUCAGAACCGUGCCAGGGAGUUUGCCAAAAAUUACAAUUUACCAUAUUUGGAAACAAGUGCCAAAACUGGACAGAAUAUUGAUAGAGCUAUUGAAAUUCUUCUUGAUAAAGUUAUGCAAAGAAUGGAGAACUCAGUGGAAUAUGCAAUGUUGUGUGCAUCAGGUCGUAGGCGUCAAUCAUUGCAAAAACUUCAAGCAAAGCAAGAUCGAAAAAUUUGUUCAUGU
Messenger RNA from Iphiclides podalirius (scarce swallowtail), 318 nucleotides. The record is from the annotation of a GenBank genome assembly. Lineage: Eukaryota; Metazoa; Arthropoda; Insecta; Lepidoptera; Papilionidae.